Molecule: messenger RNA, 1584 nt
Organism: Mollisia scopiformis
Lineage: Eukaryota; Fungi; Ascomycota; Leotiomycetes; Helotiales; Mollisiaceae
Exons: 5
Coding region: 1-1584 (527 amino acids)
Molecular function (GO): protein binding
Source: RefSeq, a predicted model, not a curated record
AUGGCUGCCGUUCCACUUUCAAAGGACCUAAAGGUCACCUUUGAGAAUCGAGUAUUUCGCAACCACAUCCCUACCUCUAAUACUGGCAAGAGCAUCAUUCGCGUCCACUACGGCACGACUGAUGCUCUCGACAUCUGCCUCCGACGCAAUCUUCGGAUCAAGGAUGGUGACAAGAAGCCAUACACUCCUCUGGAUUGUGGUCCGUUCCCUAUCUACCCUGUCGACCUCUACAAGGACAAGCUUCCAAAGGACGUGGUAGCCAAGAGUGGCGGAGUGGUUCCUAUCUAUGAAUGCGAGUCGUUAUCCAUCGACUUUGAAUCUCAACGUCCAUUCGCCAUCAAGAUCCAUACUGGCCAAGUCAACACUGUCUCUGGUGGCUCUAACACAGACGACAUAACCGCCAGCAUUCGACGAGCUGCACGCCUUGAGCGCGAUGUCCCUAUCCAAGAUUAUGUGUCAUCUGCGGUUCAGUUCCGCCUGAGACCCACGCCUGCUUCGGAAGGAUACUCGAAGCAGUUUAUCGCAAAUGCCAAUGGUGUUGACUAUUCAGUUUCCGCUCAGCUCGCCGGCAAUAUCAAGGUCGCCGAUUUGCGUUUCGAGACCAUGUCCACGGUCCGAAAGCCAUUCCAGAUCCGCAUCAAGGAUGUUGCUUCUAGAAGCGAUUAUUUCUUUGAGGUCGAGGCUUGUAUGUCUGUUCACCAAGUGAAGGGAAUUUUCAAGAGAAUGACCUCAUAUCCGAUUGACUGGCAAGAGUUGGUUUAUGAUGGCCGCGAACUGAUCAAUAACGAGAAUCUCGGCGAGUUGGGAAUUCACCAGGGAUCUCUCUUGUUCAUCGUUCUUCAAACUGUUCGACCACACUGUUGUUUCGAUAAUACCGUCGUGAAGGAUCCUGUCGCUGCUUCAGAUUGGGACGUUGGCAACAGUGUUUCAUUCCACCUCCAUCUCAUGAACGCUACGCUCUUCGAAAGCCUUCUUGGCAUUCCUGCUCCCCGCACUCCGGUCGACGCCGCCUUGUAUGCCAAGUACAAGUACCCAUUCUACGAUGAAUACAACGAGAAGACCAUCGUGAACGCUCAUGCAUCCUCAUCGACUGCGGACGAGGCUUCAUAUCCAUGUCCGAAGAAGGUUGAGCAUAUCGCUGAGUACGAAGUAACUGUAUCUCUUCACAACCAAACUUUGAAUGCCCUGGAGCGUUUGAAGUCAAUUGAUCUUGACGCCUUGAAGGCCAUGCCUCGUCACCAGCAGUUUGCGAGCGUGUCAAAGAGCUUGGAUGGCAUUGAUCCUAAGGUUUUCAAGGCUAUCGAUAUUCAUAAAAUUGAAGAUUUCAAGGUCAUGGCGGAGCUCGAGACUCCUUUGUCUGAACUCUUGCCUCCGCGGCCCAAAUUGGUGCUUUAUGACCUCGGAAGCGCCUCCAGCAAUGAUGAAGCUGAUGAUGAGAGCGUAUCAUCUGAUCUCGAGGACGAGCAGGUUGACACCGGGGAAGUUGAUGAUGAGGAUAGCUCAUCUGCUCUAGAGGAUGAAGAUGAUGAUUCAGAUGAUGAUAUGCCGGAACUUGUGGGUCGUUCAUCUUACUAUACUUUUUAG